Onthophagus taurus is the source of this 475-nucleotide messenger RNA. RefSeq names its product B1 protein. Gene Ontology annotation, biological process: sensory perception of smell. The record is from RefSeq and is a predicted model, not a curated record. NCBI's taxonomy places the organism in Eukaryota, Metazoa, Arthropoda, Insecta, Coleoptera, Scarabaeidae. Gene Ontology annotation, molecular function: odorant binding.
UCAUUAAUAUGGACAAAAUAACUAAACAAAAAUGAAGAUCGCAAUUCUAAUAUCAAGUUUUUACAUUAUUGCAUCUUUAUCUCAAGAGACGAGUGAUCAUUACAAAGCGGUUCUCGAAGCAGUACACGGCGCGAUUGAAAAGUGUGAAGAGGAAAGUGGGGUUUCAAAAGAAACCAUUGAAAAGCUUAAAAAUAAAAUUUUCGAAGAUGUCCCUAACGCAGGUGAUUAUCUUUAUUGUGUUUUCCAUUCGAUCGGUUGGGUUGAUGAAGAUGGAACGGUAAAUCCGGAAAUGGCAACCGGUUUCGUUGCGCAUCACGAAGAUCGACUCGAUUCAGUUAUAAAAUGUCUUAAUACCGCCGGGGAUACCCCGCAAGAAACCGUUUUUGAAGCUUAUAAAUGUUACGCGACAAAUCUUCCUAAAGAUGUUAGCACUCACGACGAACUUAGCACCGUGCAAAAGAAAGAACUUCUUUAA